AUGCACCACACUCGACGCAGGUCUGGCCACGGACUGCCCAACACAUCCAUGACUGACGUCCGCAAAGCCGCCACGGCCAAUGAUGUCUCCUCAAAGCACAAGCUGCCGCCAAAACAGACUAUGCCUAGCAGUCGCCGGACUUUGAGCUCUCACACUUCGAAGACGGGCAAAGCUGUUCCCUCGGGUCGUGAUGCUGAAAAGGAGCAAGAAGAGGACCACUGGUUUGAGGAUGAGCGUGAGAGCUUUCCUCAGUUCUGCAUGACUUGCGAGAAGCAAUUCGUCGCCAAAGAUGACCGGUUCCUGUAUUGCUCAGAAGCAUGCCGCGACUACGACCAAGAGUAUGGCAACACGAUCAGCACGCAGCACUUUAUGGAUACUUAUGCCAACAACAGAAGCUAUUCCAUAUACGCCACGGACAACUCCGAGCCGCGGGACAUCAUCCCGCGUGCUUCACCGUCUCGGCCUAGCUCCACCUACUUCUCCCCUCCGCCCACGCCAGCUAAGACGUCGUCCACACUGCCUACUUCGUCCGCCAUCGCCGCGCUGCGAUCGCUCUCCAUUCGGGACGCAAGCCCACCAUCGCCCACCGUCCCACCUACAACUGGAAUUUGGCCCUUUACGACUCGCUAUGCGGCGGCGAGUCCUAGCUCAUACGCUCGGCCUUCGGCAACAGUGUACGCAUCAACGUACGAUCAUGGCUAUUAUCACCACGCAGGAGCCACUAAUUACUAUGGAUCUGGAUCUGGCGCUACCGGCAGUGAGCGGCCUCUGCCCCCGCGGCGCCCUGGCAGUUAUUCUCGGCCGAAGAGCAUUGAACUGGUGACACCCCUCAUCGGACAGUGA
This is a messenger RNA of Grosmannia clavigera kw1407, 843 nucleotides long. RefSeq lists its product as uncharacterized. The record is from RefSeq and is a predicted model, not a curated record. The coding region runs from base 1 to 843 and encodes 280 amino acids. Lineage: Eukaryota; Fungi; Ascomycota; Sordariomycetes; Ophiostomatales; Ophiostomataceae. The transcript has 3 exons.